Messenger RNA from Camelina sativa (false flax), 1482 nucleotides. Lineage: Eukaryota; Viridiplantae; Streptophyta; Magnoliopsida; Brassicales; Brassicaceae. The record is from RefSeq and is a predicted model, not a curated record.
AUGGUUAAAAAGUACGAGGAAUGGAAAGAUCACUGGACCGCAGAGAAUUCGCUUCCUGCUCAAGAGAUUGAUAAAGAUCGAUUCAACCUGCCGGCUCUUCGUAAUGAAAUAGAGAAAAAUCGUCAAAAGGCUGAGAAGCUUCCAGGGAUGUCUAAAAACCUGAUAUUGGAGACAAAAACUUGGGAAGAAGAUAAGGGGAUUGAAUUUCUCUACGAUGGUGUCCGUAUACUGUCUGAGAUUGAGGAGUAUAUGUCAACAGCUGCCACGAGAGAGGAAAUAUGGCGUCAGGAACGGGUCACAAAUAAGCUGGGGGGAGUACUUAAUGGCGUUGACGGUGGAUACAGUGGAUUUGGUAAGCGCCCUUAUAGUGAUCGGUUUGUUUUUGGUUUGUCUCAUUGGCACAUAUUACCGGACCUUAUAGAGGAACGUCGUGAGCUAAUUCUCGAAGACGUACAGAACAGACGCCGCAAGAAAUCGCCGAACCACAAAAACAACUGUUCAUGCGACGGUGGUGGAGUGGAUCGGUGUCCGGUCUAUCAUGAGAAUUUCAAGGCACUUGAGAAAGCACUUGAUAAGUCCAAGUCUUUAUGGGACAUGAAGGACUGUCCGAUCCCCGAGGGUUAUGAUGCUCGUCUCUUCCGUCCGAGUUUAGAAGCGGCAUUCAAGAGUGUUGGCUACUCUGGUCCUGUCUCCAUCACUGCCUAUGGCGACCAAACACAAACCCCUGAUCACAUCCUGCGAGUGCUCUCUUCCACUGGAGUCGCUGUUGCACAUACCAGACCCGAAAGCACAAACUCAGUCAUGUAUUCGGAUAUGGUGGAAUGGCGAGGUCAAAAUCCUGCUCCGGCUUCAAUGAUGAUCAUAUCCAAUCAGGUGCACACUGUCUUCGCUUGGGAUCUGGCCCGGCUACAACAACGGACGCUAUACAACCUUUUUCUGGUUUAUUCAAUCGAGUAUCGGUUUAUGACAAUCCUGAAAACUUGUAGAGAGUGGUUUUGGGAAAGAUUACUAGGCUACGCGGAUGAUGAGACCAGAAGCGCACCACUUGUUCAGGAGAAGUGCAGUGACACGGGCGAGUUAUCAUCUGCCAGGAUUUACUGCAAAUCUUGCAACUUCGAUUCCCAGAACCCUGAAAAUUUCAGGAAGCAUCUCUCGAGUUAUAAGCAUAAACGAGAAGAGGCUAUAGACCCUACGGAGACAGUAGUUGACUGUGUAACAGAGGAGUGGGCAAGGGACUACCCGGCGACGCCUGAAUACGCGACAGCUCAAAUAGCGGUGUGGUGGGACUUGUUUCAAUGUCCGACCCCCAAGGGAUAUGAUGCUCGUCGGGUCCGGCCGAGUUUAGAAGCGGCAUUCAAGAAUCUUGGCUACUCUGGUCCUGUCUCCAUCACUGCCUUUGGCGACCUAAACCGUAUCCCUGAUCACCUCCUGCGAGGGCUCUCUUCCACUGGAGUCAAUGUUGUGCAUACCUGUUACGGUUAG